Messenger RNA from Pipistrellus nathusii (Nathusius's pipistrelle), 354 nucleotides. Lineage: Eukaryota; Metazoa; Chordata; Mammalia; Chiroptera; Vespertilionidae. The record is from the annotation of a GenBank genome assembly.
AUGGCGGCGGCGGCCGCUGCAGGAAGCGGGGCGCCCCGCGAAGAGGAGGGGUCCGGUGGGGAGGCAGCGGCCCCGCAGCCGCAAGCUCCGACGAGUGCGUCCGGGGCUCGUCUCUCGAGGCUGCCUCUGGCGCGAGUGAAGGCCUUGGUCAAGGCGGACCCUGAUGUAACGCUCGCGGGACAGGAGGCCAUCUUCAUUCUGGCACGAGCCGCGGAACUGUUUGUGGAGACCAUUGCAAAAGAUGCCUACUGCUGUGCUCAACAAGGAAAGAGGAAAACCCUCCAGAGGAGAGAUUUGGAUAAUGCAAUAGAAGCUGUGGAUGAGUUUGCUUUUCUGGAAGGUACUUUGGAUUGA